Messenger RNA from Hyalella azteca, 361 nucleotides. RefSeq lists its product as uncharacterized. NCBI's taxonomy places the organism in Eukaryota, Metazoa, Arthropoda, Malacostraca, Amphipoda, Hyalellidae. The transcript is spliced from 2 exons. The record is from RefSeq and is a predicted model, not a curated record. The annotation marks the transcript as partial.
AUGUCAGCAGGCGCUAGCGGCAGCCUCCUGCAGGCGUUGGAGGUGCCACAAUACGCCUUCGUGUCGGGCACCGCGACGCUGCGCUGCGUCUACGACAUGAGUGACACCAAACUUUACUCCCUCAAAUGGUAUCACAACAACACGGAGUUCUACAGAUACGUGCCAACAGAGAGGAAUGGGCCCGUCAACAUUGGCCCCACGGACAUCUUCCUCCUGCAUGAAGUGUCCCGCGACGCCCGCCACGUGACGCUAUCCUUGGGACGCCUGACGUCGGCAGCGACAGGGACGUACAAGUGCGAGGUGCUGGCCGAGCAUCCCUCCUUCAGGACCAAGUCUGCCCAGGCCUUCAUGACGGUGCUCA